AUGGCUUUCGCUUGGAAAGUGUCUAUUAGUUUCCUUGCCUGCAUUGCCACUCUCGGGGGACAAGCCUCUGCGGCUGUCACGGUCAAUAGCACAAUCCUCGUCAUCGCUCGGGAAGCAAAUGCAACGAUUUCAGGAACGGCCAUUCUACAAGGCUACGGCAUUCCAUACCAGACCGUCGACGUUUCGCUACCAGGGGGCGGCUUUCCUCAACUCAACUCAACUCCAAACGCUGGUAACUUUGGCGGAAUAGUCAUCGUAAGCGCACGGGAAUACAAGGGCAGCGAUGACUGGAAGGCUGUGUUGAAGGACAAGCAAUGGAACGAGCUCUAUAGCUACCAGGAAGCUUUUGGAGUUAGACUCGUGCGAUUGAACUCUUGGCCAAGCAAAGAGUUCGGCGUGGAAGCAACCGGUGGAACGGUGAAGUCGGAUCUCCCUGUCUCUAUCUCUGAUGCCAAAGGUUUUGCGAGCGCGGGUCUAGUUGUCGGAGCUCAAAUGAGUACAGUAAAUAUCACCAAGUACCCAGCCAAAAUCUCCGAUAUCUCACUGGCGUCCGAAAUCGCACGAUUCGAGGGCACAACCAAGACAACUGCAGCGGUCAUCAAUAAAUUCCCAUCUGGCCGCGAGCAACAAGUUUGGUUCUCUACAUUCGACCCGAACUUUACUUCCUCAACAGUUCUUUCACAUGCAUGGGUCCAGUGGCUUACUCGUGGCCUCUACCUUGGAUUCCGGCGUGUGUAUUUCAACACACAGGUUGAUGACGUUUUUGUCAUGACUGAGCUAUACCCUGAUUACAAGCAGUCGUAUCGAAUCAAGGCAGCCGAUUUCAGCGAACAUGUUGCUUGGAUGAAGGAGAUCAAUGCAAAAUUACCCGCGGGUUCCAAUUAUAUCAUUGAGCUUGGACACAACGGAAAUGGUAAUAUCGAGGCCGCAGUUGAGAAGGAUUACGACAAUAAUCCUGCGAAAUGCAAACCACAAGAAGGCGUCGAUUAUCCUGCCCAGACCGACGGACCCCCAGAAUACAUGAAGCCCAUCGGUACCGGCAAAGAUCUGUGGGAUAAAAAGUUCAAAGAGUAUCAGUGGACAAAGGCGUGCUCAGACCUGGACCCGCUGGAAACCUACUUUUCGGAUAAGCAGAAUAUGAAUGCGUAUUUCCAUGUGUCGCAUACCUUCACUCACGAAGACGAAACAAAUGCGACUUACUCCGAUGUUGUGAAAGAGAUUUCAUGGAAUCAGGAAUGGUUCAAAAGAAUCGGGUUUACGGACGCGAAAUCUUCUCCGUACUUUUCUCCCAAUGGUCUCAUACCCCCUGGUAUCACUGGUCUUCACAAUGGGGACGCUAUCCGGGCCUGGCUAGAAAAUGGGAUUAAAUUUGCAGUCGGUGACAAUUCGCGCCCAAUCCUGAUGAAUCGUGUCGAUCGAAAAUCAGACUUUCAUCCAAUUGUUACCAACGUCAAAGAAAAUGGCUACGAGGGAGCUUAUAUUAUCGGACGUUACGGAACAUCAAUCUACUAUAAUUGCGACCUGCCAAAGUGCGACAACGACGAAUGGAAAGCUAUCGCGGGCGGUAAGGGCGACUUCCAAACCCAACUUGACUAUGAAAGAGAUGUGAACUCGAAAUACCUCUUGGGGCUACGAUGGGACCCGUAUAUGUUUCACCAGGCAAACAUGCGAAUUUCCGACACUCCAAAAGUGACUCUGCUGGGAAAGAAUAAGAAGUGGUCGUUAUUGAUGGCUUGGACUGAGUCAGUCCUCGGCGAGGUGGUCAGGUUGACACAGUGGCCCAUCAUCACACUGAAGCAUGAUGAUGUAGCGAACGCCAUCAUCAACCGCAAGACGCGGGACGAAUGUCUUCCCAAUCUCAGCUAUCAACUAAGUGAUGAUCGAAAGAGUAUCACGGGUCUAACAGUCAAUGCCAGGAACACGAAGUGUGCAACUGCAUUGCCAGUCACGGUCCCUGGAAAUGUUGUUUCAGAUGCCGGCGCAACGAAGGAGCAGGUUGGGAAAGACCCGUUGACAUUAUGGGUUACCCUUGGUGGCAGUGCUAGGUCGUACAAUCUUGGAAGUUCUAUAAAAUUGUAA
Molecule: messenger RNA, 2079 nt
Organism: Aaosphaeria arxii CBS 175.79
Lineage: Eukaryota; Fungi; Ascomycota; Dothideomycetes; Pleosporales
Product: putative extracellular serine-rich protein
Exons: 3
Coding region: 1-2079 (692 amino acids)
Biological process (GO): carbohydrate metabolic process
Source: RefSeq, a predicted model, not a curated record